Arthroderma uncinatum is the source of this 1113-nucleotide messenger RNA. Its product is annotated as serine/threonine-protein kinase PRKX. The record is from RefSeq and is a predicted model, not a curated record. Gene Ontology annotation, molecular function: ATP binding; cAMP-dependent protein kinase activity. Gene Ontology annotation, cellular component: nucleus; cAMP-dependent protein kinase complex. The transcript is spliced from 4 exons. Gene Ontology annotation, biological process: peptidyl-serine phosphorylation. Lineage: Eukaryota; Fungi; Ascomycota; Eurotiomycetes; Onygenales; Arthrodermataceae. Bases 1 to 1113 code for a protein of 370 amino acids.
AUGCAGCCAGAGCAUCGCGAGACGGAGGUGAAGCCGGACCGUCUCUCAUGGCCGGCGUCGAGGCCACGAACGCCCAGGGACGUCGCUGAAAGUCGCAUAAGGGAAUUGGCUGGUUUACCGGAUCGGAGGCUGGCGUUUGAUGAUUUUGAGCUCGUCAAGACAUUGGGGACUGGUACUUUUGCGCGCGUCUGGCUCGUCAGACUCAAGGCGACCAAGGAGCCCAACAGCAAUGUCUUCGCCCUGAAGGUCCUUCGGAAAGCUGAAGUUAUCAAGCUGAAACAGGUCGAACACGUAAGAAACGAGAGCAAGUGCUUGUCAAAGGUUGCCGGGCAUCCUUUCAUAACAACCCUGGUUACGACCUUUUCAGACGAACUCUGCCUUUACAUGCUGCUUGAAUAUUGCCCUGGUGGUGAAAUAUUUACCUUUCUCCGUCGAUCGCGCAGAUUCAAUGAAUAUACAUCCAAGUUCUAUGCAGCUGAAAUAACGCUAGUAAUCGGGCACCUGCAUGACAUGCAUGGAAUCUCCUAUCGCGAUCUCAAACCCGAAAACAUCCUUCUUGAUCAAGACGGCCACCUCAAACUAGUUGACUUUGGUUUCGCCAAACAACAGUAUAACUUAGAGACAUAUACCCUCUGUGGCACGCCAGAAUACCUUGCUCCAGAAGUUAUACAUAACAGCGGCCACGGCCUUGCCGUCGACUGGUGGGCGCUGGGUAUCCUAAUUUACGAAUUUCUCGUCGGCCAGCCACCCUUCUGGGACUCAAACCCAAUGGGCAUAUAUGAAAAGAUUGUUGAAGGGAGAAUCCGGUUCCCUGCAAAUAUGGCAGCUCCCGCUAAAGAUAUAAUUAGCUCGUUGUGUAAAGUGAACCCGUCGGAGCGACUGGGACAUAUAUCCGGAGGAAGCCAGCGGGUUCGGGACCACCCGUUCUUCGAAGGGAUCAAUUGGGAUGACCUGUAUCAUAAACGGAUGAAGGGCCCCAUUGUACCGGAGGUAGGUCAUCCGGCAGACACGACCAAUUUCGAAGAGUAUCCCGAACCUCCUGACCCAGCCACUCAAGCUGUUUAUACCGAUGAGAUGAAGGAGAAGUACGAAGAACUAUUUCAGGACUUUUGA